Molecule: messenger RNA, 1911 nt
Organism: Aspergillus viridinutans
Lineage: Eukaryota; Fungi; Ascomycota; Eurotiomycetes; Eurotiales; Aspergillaceae
Exons: 8
Coding region: 1-1911 (636 amino acids)
Cellular component (GO): nucleus; 90S preribosome
Molecular function (GO): RNA binding
Source: RefSeq, a predicted model, not a curated record
AUGUCCAACGUUCCCCCGAACCCGUCCGGCCUCUCGGCCAAGGUGAACAAGAAGCGCAAGAGACAGGCGGAAGAAACUCCCAAGGAAGAUGAACCUGCACCGGCCAAAUCUACCAAUAAUGAUACCUCGGAGGCAGCUGAGGGCCCUCGAAAGAAAAAGAAGAAGAAUUCCAAGAACAAACAGAAGCAACAAAAGAAAAAAGAGCAGGACGAUGAUCCCAAGCAGCAGGAGCGCAAAGGCGGCAUCGACGAGUCUAUCGGCAAGAUGGACGGCAGGUUGCUGGCUGAUCACUUUGUCCAGAAGGCGAAGAGACAUAACAAGGAGCUGACUGCGGUUGAAUUGGGUGAUCUGAGUGUUCCAGACUCGGCAUUCCUCGACACAUCCGCUUUCGAAUCACCCAGAUCGCUAGACCAGCUUCCGGCGUUUCUCAAAGCUUUCAGCCCCGACAAGGGAUCUGGGCUUUCAAAGGCAUCGGAGCAAAAGGGCACGCCGCAUACGCUAGUGGUAUGUCCCGCUGCGCUUAGAGCAGCUGAUGUGGUGAGGGCUCUCCGUACGUUCCAGAGCAAGGAUUCGACAGUCGGCAAGUUGUUCGCAAAGCACAUCAAGCUCGAGGAAGCAAAACAGUUCUUGGAGCGCGCACGAACAGGCCUUGGAGUCGGUACCCCCGCCCGAAUUUCAGACUUGAUCGACGCUGGGAGCCUCAAAUUGGACGAACUAGAGCGUAUCGUGAUUGACGGAUCCUACAUUGACCAGAAACAGCGUGGCAUCUUUGACAUGAAGGAAACGCAUCUCCCACUCCUCCAAUUGCUCACUCGCUCCGAGUUCCGUGAGCGAUAUGGAGCGAAACAGAAGCGGAUUCAGAUUUUGUCACUUCUUACAAAGAAAGGCCCUUUUCGCAGCUACUCCGAGCAUAUCACACCAAAAAUGGGCGACAAGAAACGCAAGCUCGCCGAGGAAGCCAUUGCGCCUGAGGGCAAGAAGCUGAAGCAGGAAAAGGUCAAGGGAGAGCGGAAGGAAAAGAAGGAGAAAAAGAGCAAGGCGAAGGAUGUUGUUGAGGACGUAAAAACCGAGGACGUCGCAGCGCCUGCCGACAGCAAGCCGGAGAAGGAGGACAAGAAGGACAAGAAGGAAAAGAAGGAAAAGAAAGAUAAGAAGGAAAAGAAAGAGAAGAAGGAGAAGAAAAACAAAGAUGAAGUGGAGAAGCCAAGUCCUCAGACCGCAGGGGUGGAUUUAAUGGACGUCGAUGGCGAUGUAAAACCUACCGAGAAGCAGGAGGCUGAGGGCGACGAGCUCGAAAAGAAGGAGGAAAAGAAGGACAAGAAGAGCAAGAAAGAUAAGAAAUCUAAGAAGGAGAAAAAGGAGAAAGAGUCCGCAGACGAGACGCAAGAGCAACCAGAACAAUCUGCAGAGACAGCGCCUGCCGAAGAUGACUCACAACACCACCAGAAGAACGCACGUUUCAUCUGCUUCGUUGGAAAUCUCCCUUACUCCGCAACUGCCGACUCCCUCAGAAAGCACUUUGAGAAGAACCCUCCGGCCUCAGUGCGCGUAGCUACUGAGAAAGACAAACCGACCAAAUGCCGCGGAUUCGGUUUCAUCGAAUUUGACAACUAUGACCGCAUGAAGACCUGCCUGAAACUCUACCAUCACUCCAUGUUCGAUGAUGGGAAAUAUCCCGCUCGGAGAAUCAAUGUCGAAUUGACGGCCGGCGGCGGUGGCGGUAAAUCUGAGCAUCGCAGAGCCAAAAUCGAAGCCAAGAACAAGAAGCUCAACGAGGAGAGACAACGUCAAGCCAAGGAUAUCCAAAAGGAGAAGACGACGACGAAGAAGACUCAUUCUAAAGAGAACGAGGACCAGGGCGCCGAUCAGUGGGCUGGUAUUCACCCCAGCCGAAGAGCCCGUAUGGCGUAA